CAAAUUAAGGCUUCUCCUCGCUCGAGUGAGUGUGAGUGCAUCGCCGGAGAGAUAGAGGGUGAGAGAGAGAUGGGCAGGCAGCCUUGCUGCGAGAAGGUCGGUCUCAAGAAGGGGCCGUGGACCGCGGAGGAGGACCAGAAGCUGGUCACCUUCCUCCUGUCUCACGGCCAUUGCUGCUGGCGGCUCGUCCCCAAGCUCGCCGGGCUGCUGAGGUGCGGGAAGAGCUGCCGGCUGCGGUGGACCAACUACCUGAGGCCGGACCUCAAGAGGGGCCUCCUCUCGGAGGAGGAGGAGGCGCUGGUCAUCGACCUCCACGCGCAGCUCGGCAACCGGUGGUCCAAGAUCGCGGCGCGGCUCCCCGGGAGGACGGACAACGAGAUCAAGAACCACUGGAACACCCACAUCAAGAAGAAGCUCAAGAAGAUGGGCAUCGACCCCGUCACCCACCGGCCGCUCGCGCAACCCCUGGCCCCGCCGCUGACGCAGCAGCGCGAUCCAGCUCCGCAGGUGAGAGAAGAAGGAGAACGCUGCGACGAGCCCAGCAAGCAGCAGGCGUCGUCGCAAGGGCCGGCGGCCGGCGGCGCCGACGAGGACGAGGACGAGGAGGAGAUAACACCGGCGAGCGCCGCCCAGCCGCACGGUGCCGGCGCGACGACCUCCUCCCCUGCCUCCGCAGCGGCUGGAGCCGUCUCGCCGUCCUGCUCCUCCUCGUGCGCCUCGGCCUCCGCCGCGACCCCGGGCGCGGACGUCGCCGCCUGGCCCGACCCCAUCGACCUCUUCUUCGAAGUGGAUGGCAUCAUGGACAUGGACUGGGCGGGCAUCCUGUCGGGCUGCGGCGAUGACGCCGCCGUGGACAUAGGCGCUGUCGAUCUGUUCGACCAUUACCCCGGCGAUGGCUUCGACGAACAAGUCUGGAUGUGACGCUUCCUGAUAGCAGUACACUGGCGGGUAGGAUGAUUAGAACUGUUGUUACUCGUGAUCAUCUCUCUCUGUUCUUGCAGUUUGCAUGUCCUGUUCCCUCUCGCUUCUUCUUUGGUUUCUUGGGUCAAUUCAUGUUCGUCCGUGUCCAUGCAUGCAAUGGUUGCUGGUGUCGAGAGAAGCCGGGUGUGUGUGGUUCGUGAAAAUGGAGGAAUGAAUUGUGAUUGCGUCAACCUGUUGAUCUCAAUCUCAUGGCUAGGGAUCAUUCUCUGUUCUGUCAAAUCCUUCUCACCACUCGUGUACAGUUCAUGAAUGUGAAGUUUUCUGAUGUAGCGUGCUACCUUCCACAGUUCCACGGUACUAUCUUCAA
This is a messenger RNA of Sorghum bicolor (sorghum), 1288 nucleotides long. Its product is annotated as protein ODORANT1. The record is from RefSeq and is a predicted model, not a curated record. NCBI's taxonomy places the organism in Eukaryota, Viridiplantae, Streptophyta, Magnoliopsida, Poales, Poaceae. The transcript has 2 exons. The coding region runs from base 70 to 921 and encodes 283 amino acids.